AUGAACAACGAAAAGAAUUUGGACGUGAUCAACAUCGACUCUGGUACCUUUUCUGGAGAAAGAUCAUAUGAAGACGACGAAGGCAGAACUCCGACUUUGGACGAAUUAAAUAAUUUACGCCAUGUUGCCGCAAAAAUCCCCAUUAGUUGUUAUCUUGUGGGUGUGGUGGAGUUGGCAGGAACUUUUUCGUCCUUUGGUUUGAGUGCACCUUUCCAAAACUACAUGCAAAAUGGUCCUAGUGGAACUCCUCCUGGAGCUUUAAACUUAAAAAAUCAAGGAGCCACUGCGUUGUCAUAUUUUUUCCAAUUUUGGUGCUAUGUCACUCCGAUUUUUGGAGCCUGGGUUGCUGAUACUUUUUGGGGCAAGUACAAGACCAUUGUGGUUUUCUGUCUUAUUUAUAUGGCUGGAAUCCUCAUUUUGUUCAUCACGUCUAUUCCCGCUAUUACCAGCUACAACACAGCUUUGGGAGGGUAUAUAGUUGCAAUUGUCAUCAUUGGAAUUGGAACUGGUGGAAUCUCGUCAAAUGUGUCACCUUUGAUUGCAGAUCAGGUUCCAAAAACCCAGCCAGUUAUCAAAGUUUUGAAGUCUGGAGAAAGAGUGGUGCAGGACCCAGCAAUCACCAUACAAAAUGUGUUCAUGUUUUUCUAUCUCAUGAUUAAUAUUGGUUCUUUGUCUAUUAUUGCAACCACUGAAUUAGAGGCCCGUGUGGGGUUCUGGGCAGCUUUCCUUUUACCUUUCUGUUUCUUCUUCAUUGCUAUCGCAGCAUUGAUUCUUGGUAGGAAUUCUUAUACCAUAGUUCCAGUUUCUAAUAAGGUUAUUGCCAAGUCUUUUCAAUGUACUUGGAUAGCUUUAAGGAGUCGGUUCACAUUUGAAGCUGCCAAACCGUCGAAAAAUCCUGAAAAAGAGUUUCCGUGGACUGACCAUUUUGUUGAAGAAGUGAAAAGAGCCGUGUAUGCUUGUAAGGUUUUCUUGUACUACCCCAUCUACUGGGUGGUUUAUGGACAAAUGCUCAACAACUUUGUAUCCCAAGCAGGCCAAAUGGAGCUCCAUGGGUUGCCCAACGAUUUUCUUCAGGUUAUCGACUCGAUUACUAUCAUUGUCUUUAUUCCCAUCUGUGAGCAUUUUGUAUAUCCAUUCGUUAGAAAGUUCACUCCUUUAAAGUCCAUCACAAAAAUCACUUUGGGCUUCAUGUUUGGUACCGCUGCAAUGGUAUAUGCUGGGGUAUUGCAACAUUACAUCUACAAAGCCGGACCUUGUUACGACGAACCUUUGACUUGCAAGGGAUUUGAAGGUGUUCCAAAUCGUAUCCAUAUUGCCCUUCAAGUUCCCGCUUAUGUCUUGAUUGCGUUGUCGGAGAUUUUUGCCUCCAUUACAGGCUUGGAGUACGCUUAUACAAAGGCGCCUGUUAGUAUGAAGUCGUUUAUCAUGUCGUUGUUCUUGCUAACCAACGCUGGAGGUUCAGCCCUUGGAAUAGCUUUAUCUUCCACAUCUGAAAACCCCAAGUUUGUGUGGUCGUACACCGGCUUGGCAGUAUCGUGCUUCGUAGCUGGGUGCCUUUUUUGGGUUUGUUACAAGCACUAUAAUCAGCGGGAAGAAGAAUGGAACCAGUUGGAGUAUAAGGAAGUGGAACUUGAGCCUGUGGAGUCCCAGCCGAUCAAGAGUUUGGCAUAA
Messenger RNA from Meyerozyma guilliermondii ATCC 6260, 1671 nucleotides. RefSeq lists its product as uncharacterized. Bases 1 to 1671 code for a protein of 556 amino acids. Gene Ontology annotation, cellular component: plasma membrane; fungal-type vacuole. The record is from RefSeq and is a predicted model, not a curated record. Gene Ontology annotation, molecular function: dipeptide transmembrane transporter activity; tripeptide transmembrane transporter activity. Gene Ontology annotation, biological process: transmembrane transport; oligopeptide transport. NCBI's taxonomy places the organism in Eukaryota, Fungi, Ascomycota, Pichiomycetes, Serinales, Debaryomycetaceae. The transcript has a single exon.